Ostreococcus lucimarinus CCE9901 is the source of this 1110-nucleotide messenger RNA. RefSeq lists its product with no specific name. The transcript has a single exon. NCBI's taxonomy places the organism in Eukaryota, Viridiplantae, Chlorophyta, Mamiellophyceae, Mamiellales, Bathycoccaceae. Gene Ontology annotation, molecular function: 2-oxoglutarate-dependent dioxygenase activity. Bases 1 to 1110 code for a protein of 369 amino acids. The record is from RefSeq and is a predicted model, not a curated record.
AUGGAUUACGAGACGCUGCGGCGGCGCGCGGCGGAGGCGGCGUUCGACGAGACGUCGACGACGCCCGAGUAUCGUGGGUUUUUGAAUCACGCGAGACGGUGCGUCGAUGGGAGCGGAAAGAUCGACUGGGGUUCGGUGACGCGCGUGGGGGGGCUGGCUGGGUCGAGAGAGGUGCGGCGGGCGCGCGGGGUGGACCCUCGGGACGUCGAGGCGGCGUGUUUGCGAGGCGAAGGCGAACCUUUGAUCGUCGAGGACGGAGGGAAAGAUUGGGCCAAGUGGGAUUUUGAAACGCUUCAAAACGAAAUCGGUGAUUUUGAGGUGUUGUGUAACGAUCGAGCGCCCGCGCGGCGACGAGAGAUCGAUGGAUCCAAGCAGCGGUCGCACCUGAUUCCGUUUCGGGCGUACGCCGACUACGUACGAAAGCGCGACGGCGUCGCCGGCACAGUCUUUGACGAUCGCCGCACGCCGUUUUAUGCAAACGGCAUGCGCGUAUUCAGCGAGUGCAAGCGCGCCGACGCCCUCUCGCGGGCGUUUCCACGACCUUAUUUCACGCACGAGUGCGAUAAUACGGAGACGCUGCUCAUGGCGACAACGAACGAGCUCGGGUCGAUACUCAAAUUUGACUCGGAAAUCGCGCUCAGAAUGCGUGACAGCGUCUCAAAAUCGCUCGACAAGAUGUUUGUCGGGCCUCGAGGCGCACUCACGCGCCUUCAUUACGACGCCGGGGACGCUCACGGUUGGCUGGGACAGGUCGAGGGGCGGAAGCUCUUCGUGUUUUAUCCGCCCAGCGCGUCGCCGAUGCUUUAUCCGAUUGAAGACUCGCACGCCAGCGUCGAUCCACUGGAGCCAGACUACGAUCGAUUUCCACUAUUUCGCGAAGCGCAAUCGCGCGCGCGAGUGUGCGUGCUGAAUCCGGGAGAAGUCGUACUGUGUCCUCGACGAUGGUGGCACUACGCCGUGGCCCUGGACACUAGCGUCACGGUUAUGAGGAAUUGGUACAACGUCAAUACCAACGCCCAGGCGUUGGUCGAGCAGAUAUGCUCCACGAUUAAACAAACAGUAGACAAUAGAGCGAAAGGAUCCGUGCCUCGAAACGAAGCGUCUCGAUGA